AUGCGAACGCGAGAUUCGCCUCUUCUCCUCCUCCUCCUCCUCCUCCUUGUCGUCGCUAUAGUCUUUCUGCUAGCUAUCUCGGCCACCUCUCUUCCCUUGAGAUCCCCAAAAUCCCGUAUCAGCACUCAGAAGGCCAUUCGCCUUUUGCAUCGAUAUGGAUAUUUGAAUCCCCCCAACCGAAAAAGAGUUGCGGAUCCUAUUAGUGUAGCGAGACGAAUAUUUCCAAGAUAUCGGAGUGAUGUUUUCGGAAUGACCAAUCCUAACGCCCUUUACCGCAAUGCCUUAAAAGUCUUCCAGAGGCGAUAUUCCCUCCCCGUCACGGGUAGAUUGGAUUCAUCAACCAUGGAACUACUAGCUGCUCCCCGAUGCGGAAAUCCCGACAUCGAUCCCGAUGAAAGUUUAAUCCAAUCGGAAGGGAGGCCAAGUCGGGUGAAACGGUACCUCAUUGGUGACCCAAAAAUGCGAUGGACCAAAAAAAAGCUGACAUGGCAAAUCCACAGUUAUCCCACCCAUCACCUGAAUCGCUCGCAGACACAUGCUGUCUUUCAGCACGCAUUCAAUAAGUGGUCCAGCGUGGCUGAUCUCGAUUUUGUUGAAGAGAAGAACUACUACAAGGACGCGGAUAUUGUCAUUAAAUUCGGCUCCCGCCGACACGGCGAUUCCAUUGCAUUCGACGGACCUGGUGGAGUGCUUGCUCACGCCUUCUAUCCCAUGCCGGAACCAGUCUAUUCCCUCGCCGGUGAUGCACAUUUUGAUGACGAGGAAGAAUGGUGGGAUGGACCACAUCAGGAGUACAGAAACCUGCUCUCCGUGGCAACUCACGAGCUGGGUCACAGCAUGGGAUUGGGUCACUCCUCUGUCCACACCUCGGUUAUGUUCCCCUACUAUCUGAGCAAGUGGAAACGAGUGGAACUUGAUCAGGACGACAUUAAUGGCAUGCAAAAGAUAUACGGUGCACCACGGCCAGGCAAAGUUCUUCCUGAAAUUCCAGAUCUUCCAGAUAUUCCGUCGAUUCCUGAGACAACAACAGUGAAACCGGAUACGAACAAACAGAUUGACUACUGCAACACCAGUGUCGACGCAAUAAUCGAGGUUCGUGGCUUGGAACUGUACAUAUUCAAAGGCGAGUAUCAAUGGCGUGUCACUUGGUCCAAAACCGUGUCCGACUGGAUCUCCUAUCAGUUGCGUGACGGACCGACUAAGAUUGCCUACUACUGGAACGUUCUACCUCCAGAUGUGGACUUUAUUGAUGCGGCUGUUGAACGUCCAGACUCUUUGAUCUACAUCUUUCGAGAUAAUAAAUUCUGGCUACUGGCGGACAACAAGCGGCUAGCGGGAGGCUGUCCACGCUCCGGUUUGCCCUUGACGAAGUUAGGCCUGCCGGCGAGUUUGAGAAAGGUGGACGCAGUCUUCAAGUGGGACGUAAACCAGGCAUUCUACAUAUUCGCUGGCGAUGUGUACUGGCUACUGGAUGUGAAAACUCAUCCACCUUUCGGGAAAGUUGCCCCCUCACCCGACUAUCCACGCCGCAUCAAAGACACGUGGCGCGGAAUACCGACCCCAGUCACUACUGCAUAUACUACUCUUAAUGGUGAAACGCUCUUCUUUGACGGAUCCCAGUAUUACGCAUUCGACAAUACAGCAAUGCAAGCGCGGAGAGGAUAUCCAAAACCGGCGAAAUUAGGCAUUAUUGGUUGCCAGGACACCUAG
This is a messenger RNA of Echinococcus granulosus, 1710 nucleotides long. RefSeq names its product Matrix metalloproteinase-25. The transcript has 10 exons. Gene Ontology annotation, cellular component: extracellular matrix. Gene Ontology annotation, molecular function: metalloendopeptidase activity; zinc ion binding. The record is from RefSeq and is a predicted model, not a curated record. Lineage: Eukaryota; Metazoa; Platyhelminthes; Cestoda; Cyclophyllidea; Taeniidae. Bases 1 to 1710 code for a protein of 569 amino acids. Gene Ontology annotation, biological process: proteolysis.